This is a messenger RNA of Symbiodinium sp. CCMP2592, 269 nucleotides long. The record is from the annotation of a GenBank genome assembly. NCBI's taxonomy places the organism in Eukaryota, Dinophyceae, Suessiales, Symbiodiniaceae.
GUUGAUUCUGUAAUUGUGAGAGUUCUCACCCUCGUGAGGGCAAAGAUCGCCCACAUCAUCGCCACCCACCAGGGCCAUCCGGAUCCGGAUGCACCGGAUGUGUUAGAGGAAACCCGUUAUUGGAUUACCGUGGAGGAGAGCAGGGAGGACCAGCUAGAGGUUCGGCAUCAGGAGAAUCUGCGUGUGAAUAUGCGACCGACGGCCGACAGUGCAACGCGCAUCUUGAAUGAUCAGAAUCUCACACCGUCUAUGCUGGGACGAGCAACCAA